This is a messenger RNA of Caenorhabditis elegans, 2346 nucleotides long. It is a transcript of the gene somi-1, whose product is annotated as Zinc finger protein somi-1. Gene Ontology annotation, cellular component: nucleus. Bases 11 to 1759 code for a protein of 582 amino acids. The record is from RefSeq and is marked reviewed. The transcript is spliced from 5 exons. NCBI's taxonomy places the organism in Eukaryota, Metazoa, Nematoda, Chromadorea, Rhabditida, Rhabditidae.
AGGGAGUUGCAUGCUCAAACCACCCAUUAUCACCAGCAACGACAAUAACAACACAAAAGUGGCUGAAAACUUGAAUGAUUUGAAUAAUAAGGGGAAAAUGUCUGGUCAACAGAUUGAAUCCUUCUCACCUUGGCACGCUCAAACGUCGUCGUCAGCCGUUACAGGAACAUCAGAACUGUUUGGAUCCACGUAUGCGAUGUUGAGUGAUCAUUCUGUCUAUCCAGAACAAUGGUCUGGAAAGCAAUUAUCUCAAUCAGUUCUUUUCGAGCAACCCCAAAUUCAACCAUUGGUUGGUAAUUCCUAUGAUCCUCCAGUACGAUUUGAUCCACCAUAUGCUUACCGUGCCACUGCGACAGGUUACAUGCCAACAGUACCAGGGCUUUCUACAAAUUCAAGUCCAUAUUAUCCAAGGACAUCCGGUUAUGCCGCUGGCCAACAAUUUUAUGCUCCAUCUCUGUCCGGUGUACCAAAUACUCAACAGCUUAUAUUGGCUGCUCAAGUUGCACAAGCAAGUAAUGUACAACAACAAUUACAACAACAAGUUCUUCGACCUGAACCACUUCGACCGGCGACACAAAAAUCUACGAAUGGAGUGCAUAGAAGCACCAGUAACAGUAGCGCAGAAACAUUAAGGAAUAAUUCUGUUUCAGCUGCAACUGUUUCACCCUCAGACGAUAAUUCUCUGAAUAGUCCCGCUUUGACGUCAUCUGGAUCCGCUGGCUCAGGAACUCCACCACUCGGGAUUGAUCUAAACAACACUGAUCUCGAAAGCGGUGACGAAGAACGCGUGAUGUGUAUGGCUUGUCGAGGUGUCUAUCCAUCACGUCGAAGUCUCACGGGGCACAUUGGACGAAAUGAGAAGUGUCGUGAAAUAAUUGGCAGAAACUAUUUAGAUGCCCUUGCGCAAGGUGUGAAUCCACCGAUCCCUGGUACUGAUGCAGCUAUCAAGUCUGGAGCAAUAACCACCGGAGCCGAUGGAAUGUCACCAGUUUGCCCGUUUUGUGAUCGAUUUAUUAGUCAUUACAAAGGAAACAUCAGAAGACAUAUAAAUCAGUGUCGAAAGAGUGCAGAGCCAAUGAAAAGGCAUCGAGUUGAAGCUCAUGAAAAACAAUCUCCAAAAAAGAAGGUAAAGAAGGAACAAAAUGAAAUGUAUCAACAUGAAUACAAUGAUCAUGAUUCUUCUUCAAUGAGUGGUGGAAUGAUGAAUUCACCAAAAAUUUCACCUCCAUCUUCCUCAUUCUAUGGAGCCAACUCUUCAGACUUGUGCUCUCCAGGAGAAUAUUCCAAUUCCGCAUACGAACCAUACCCGACACCAAUGCUCGAGAACACAGAAAGAACAUCAACAGAAACUGCAGUACUUCAAGAUGCCUAUAUCUGCGAAGAUUGUGAUUUUGUGACAGUGUACAAGGGAAACAUGAAACGUCAUUUAAACACGUGCCAUCCGCAGCCUGAAUUUAAAAGUUUGAAAGAAUGGGAUCAAAAGUUGGAAGGAAUGCGAGCUUCGAAUCUUGGAAUCAGUGGAGAUCGGCUACAGGAACGAUUGGCAGCUCAUAAAGCAAACUCCUCGAGAGGAAGGAAGCCACGAAAGAAGAAGGAAAACAACACAGAAGAGAGCGAAUCAAUUGAUUUCAAGAACAUUCUCAACUCGGAAACUGGUGCUCUUCUUGAAUCGUUAGCAUCCAGUUCAUCUUCAAUGGGAGGAUAUUCCAAUGGAAAUAACUUCCAACCACCACCUCCACCCCCACCAAUGCUUUUGUAAAUAUUCUCUAAAAUUUCUAUUAAAGGUUUUCAUCUAAAAUGCUCAAUUUUUAACUUUCCGUUUUAUCAACUAUUCAAUCUGUCAUCGUAUUCUGAUACAUUUUGACAAAGGCAACGAUUUUGUCUCGGUCCAUCAACAUAUCUCAUUCCACGUUUCAACUCCGUAUGCUCAUGACGUUUCUUUUGCCACGUCAUCUUUCAUCUCUUCUGUUCAUUUCUUGCUCUAAUCUUUCUCUCCCCCAACGAUGACCAGUGCCAUGUUUUGUGAUUAGCAACAAACCGUCUAGUUAGCUUCUCAGAGAUUUUUAUGUUUAGAAAACCCCCUACCAUUACCAAUUGUUUGUAUCUCUCGCUAGGUCCACACACAUUUCACAAAAUCCUCUUGUUUUCUCCCGGCUUAUUUCCUUGUUCCCUUUAUUCUUUCUUUCCUCUUCAAAUUUCUACUUUUUAUCUACUCAGGUGCUACUCUAAAUAUAUAAUUUUUGCCAACAUCCUUAUCCACAAAAUAGGAAACAAUUUUUCUAUUGAUUUGCCAUCAUUUUAUGAAAAGACUUUUAUUCUCAUUUUAAGAUGAACAAUUUUCUCAAA